AUGGAAAAAGCACGGGAAGUCCUUAAGGACGUGUUUGGCUUUCAGUCUUUUCGCCUCUCUCAAGAAAAGGCCAUCUCUCGGUUGAUCGUCGACAAUGAAAAUGCUUUGGUUGUUUUCCCGACUGGAGGUGGGAAGAGUCUUGUCUACCAAGUUCCAGGACUGUGUCUUGAUGUGAGUCUGCAAAUCACAUUUCAUGUCUGUUCGUUUAUUUACAGCCCCAUUUACCAGGGCCUCACGUUGGUAAUAUCGCCGUUGAUUGCCUUGAUGAAAGACCAAGUCGAUUCCCUUGUCUCCCGCGGAGUCAACGCAGCUAGUCUCGAUAGUACGCAGCCUCCUGAACGGUCCAAGUGGAUUAAGGCGGAGGUACUAGCGGGUAAAAUGAAAAUUUUAUACGUCGCCCCUGAAAGGCUAAACAACGAGGGUUUUGUCAACAUGAUGACUCAGGUGAAAAUAUCGCUUCUUGCAGUCGACGAGGCGCACUCUCGCUUCGCUGUGGAGUUGGAUGUAGAGCGCGUACUCUGCCUAACUGCCACAGCUACACCGUCUGUGUCAGCUGAUAUUUGCAGUUCUUUCCUUAUUGCUAAGGAGGGUGUUUUCUCGACGCCCGUUUUUCGCCCAAAUCUUUCCCUCAGAAUUGAGGUGGCUGAAACACUGGACGAAAAAAUCGAUCGUGUCGUUCCACUCCUCAAAACGAGGACAGGUCCAUCAAUUAUCUAUGUUACUCUUCAAAAGCAGACAGAAGAGGUUGCGAAUUAUUUGAUGCCCCAUGGGAUUGAUGCUAUGGUUUAUCAUGCUGGAUUGCCCAGUGACCGGCGAGAAAAGAUCCAGACAGCAUUUAUGGAAUCUAAGGAUGGGGUUGUGGUAUGUACCAUUGCCUUUGGCAUGGGUAUUGACAAAGCUGACAUCCGACAAGUAAUUCAUCUAUAUAUGCCAAAAUCCCUCGAAAACUAUAGCCAAGAGGUAGGAAGGGCCGGGCGUGAUGGAGUGACAUCCACCUGUGUUAUGUUCCUUUCCUCUCUAGACAUUCCAACUUUGGAAGGAUUUUGUCGUGGGGACACAUGCUCUAAGCAAGACCUUGAACUUUGGCUUCAGGAAGUUGCUACGAAAGUGCCUGCACCAGAUGGAACUCUUGACUUUAACCACUAUAAGCAAGGAAAAGACUAUGAUAUUCGAGCCAAUGUUUUGGGGCUAUGUUAUGCGCAUCUUGAGCUUGACCAUGGCUACAUACGGGCGAUAACUCCUUUCUACUCUUUUUACGAAAUAACUCCCCUGAACAGCAGUAGGAUCUUCUCUGACAAUAGUCAAAUCGGAAAAGUGAUCAGAACAUACUGGCGGCGAAAGAGUGCAACUGGCAAACAUGAAAUUGAUAUUGUAGAUGCUGCAUCAAGAGCCGGCGUUGACAGGGCUGACAUGGCAAGACAUAUCAGUAACUGGGAACUUGAUGGUAGCGCUGAAGUCAAGGCUUCUCAAGUCAGAGCACGUUAUACGUUAUUGAAGCCAUUCGAAAAGACGGCUGCAAGCAUCAGAGCACUGGCAGAUGAAAUGCAUACACGUAUGUUGAAGCAAGAGGAGGACUCUGUUAAAAAGCUACGACAAGUCAUUGCGUUUGCUAUCGAUGACGACUGUCUUGCCCACAACUUGGCUAAGCAUUUCGGAAACGAGGAUGCAGUUCCUAACGACAUGUGUGGAUCUUGCACGUUCUGCACAACUGGCCAAUCAGUUGAAUUUACUCUCAAGUCGCCAACAGUUGUCCAUCCCAAACAAAUACAAGCCGUCCUCGACGCAUGUCCUAUUCGCGACGACCCGCGGUUGUUGGCCAGGAUGGCCUUCGGUGUUACAUCUCCUCGCCUGACAGCAAAUAAAUGGUCAACGAGUCACACUCUUUUCGGCAGCAUGGUCAAUGUUGAUUUUGGUCACCUCGUUCAAGCUUUUGACGCGGAAUGCAAGAAAGUUGGUUAUCAAUCUCUGGAGGUUACCACUGCGACACCUUCCUCCAGCAAGAAAAGAUCACAAUCACAAAUUUCCUCGAACAAUAGCAACACCAACAGGUUUAAUAAUAGGGGGAGAGGGGAUAGUAAGUACAAGCGUGGUCGAUGGAAUUGAUUAGGGCGUUUGAGACGGCCACAAGUACACCUAGUUUUCGUUGUAUUGUAAGUAAUGGGUAUUCCCGAGGUAGAUCCUCGUCCUGUCAAGACCCAUUCGACAAUGUUCAAUCUAUGACGAUUGGAUGUUUGGCGCUUCCCAACAUGAGGGGCUGUCCAGAAAUGGUUGGAUUCAACGUGCAUAGUGGUAUGGGAUUUGC
Molecule: messenger RNA, 2302 nt
Organism: Laccaria bicolor S238N-H82
Lineage: Eukaryota; Fungi; Basidiomycota; Agaricomycetes; Agaricales; Hydnangiaceae
Exons: 13
Coding region: 1-2103 (700 amino acids)
Biological process (GO): double-strand break repair via homologous recombination
Cellular component (GO): nucleus; cytoplasm; chromosome
Molecular function (GO): four-way junction helicase activity; 3'-5' DNA helicase activity; nucleic acid binding
Source: RefSeq, a predicted model, not a curated record